Molecule: messenger RNA, 7640 nt
Organism: Haplochromis burtoni (Burton's mouthbrooder)
Lineage: Eukaryota; Metazoa; Chordata; Actinopteri; Cichliformes; Cichlidae
Product: receptor-type tyrosine-protein phosphatase zeta
Biological process (GO): peptidyl-tyrosine dephosphorylation
Molecular function (GO): protein tyrosine phosphatase activity; protein binding
Source: RefSeq, a predicted model, not a curated record
CAGCCAGACUGCGUGAAGAACAACGGACAGAGCGAAACGGCGUCGCACACUGGGACCUGCGAGCUGUACUACACAUACGUAAAUAGCCAACUCACAGCCUGCAUAGUACAAUAUGGAGCUGUGAGGGUCGUGGACCUACUUUCUCUCGCUCUGCAUAAAAAACACUACAUUGUUUAUUUUCCGCAUUUACGAGUAUUUUCCACCAACAUGGAGACUACAGGCUUCUGGCUGCUACUGGCUGCACACUUUAUCCUUAUCUGCCAACAAGCUGAAGGAUAUGGAUACAGGAAUCAGCGCAAAUUUUCAGAAGACAUUGACUGGUCAUACGCAGGAACAUUAAACCAGAACAACUGGGCCAAGAAGUUUCCAUCCUGCAGCAACGCCAAGCAGUCUCCCAUCAACAUAGAACAGAACCUGGCCCAGGUGAAACUACAGUACCAGAAGUUGAGCUUUGAUGGCUGGGAGAAUCUGACAACUAACAGAACAACAAUCAAGAACGAUGGCAAGACUGUGACCGUCAAUGUGGAUGGUGACUUCUAUGUCAGUGGAGCAGGUCUCAGGUCAAAGGUCAAGGUGGGGUGCAUCACUUUCCACUGGGGGUGCUGUAAUGCUUCUUCAGAGGGCUCAGAACAUAGUCUGAAUGGUGUCAAAUACCCUCUAGAGAUGCAAAUAUACUGUUAUGACCCACUUCGAUUUGAUUCUUUGGAUGAAAGCAUCAAGGCUGGAGGCAGAAUCACAGCACUCGCUGUUCUAUUUGAGAUAAGCACUGAAGACAACAUGAACUACGCUGCUAUAAUAGAAGGCAUCAACAGUGUGAGCAGAUAUGGAAAGAGUGCCAGGGUUUCACCCUUCACCCUACAAGGUCUUCUGCCAAACUCCACUGAAAAAUACUUUAUCUAUAAUGGCUCUCUGACUACGCCACCUUGCGGCGAGAUUGUUGAGUGGAUCGUCUUCAAGAACACAGUAGCCAUCUCCGAUGACCAGUCUGCAGUUCAGAACCGGAGAACAUCCAGGUGGCACCACACAACCUUAGCAGCCUGCUGGUGACAUGGGAAAGGCCACGGGCAGUGUAUGACUCCAGCAUCGACAAGUACUCAGUCAACUACAGACUAGCUAGUACAGAGAAUGCUGUCUCAUCUGAAUAUCUGACUGACGGAGACCAGGAUGUGGGUGCGAUACUUGAUGACCUCUUGGCCAACACCAGUUAUAUGAUCCAGGUUGUGGCGGUGUGCUCCAACGGUCUGUACGGACGUUCAAGCAACCCAUUGAUGGUUGUCAUGCCCAUUGACAACCCUGAAAAUGCACUGGAUCCAGCUUCUUAUGAAUAUAGUAAUGAGGUCAAGUAUGAUCUAGAUCUUACCUGGGAUGAAAUAGGACAAACUAAGGACCACGAUCUGGAUUGGAGUGCAACAAACUUGCAGAGGACAACAACUUCUGAAUCACCUUUUUUGCUUUUGCCUACUAUUAGAACUACAACAGUAGAGUCGGGUCACAGGAAAGUUACCAAGGAUCCACUUCCUCCUCUUAGAGCCACUCAAUCUGGUCAAGUGUUGAGCAAUUCUGAAGAGAUGCAACAACAUAGUACCUCCAUGUGGUCACCAGAAAUGACCCUGCCACCAGAAACAAAGGGAAGAGCUAACUUCAAUGCCAAUGCUCUGUUUAAUUUAACCAAAACAACCAAAGAAAACUCACUUUAUACCACCACUGCUCCUUUACACCGCACGAUAAAAAUAGAUGGUGUUCAUGGAGGCAUUACCCUAAAUGGAAAAGGCAAAAUAAAGGGAGGUAUAAGUACCACUGCUCCCACAGUCACCACUUCAAAGGCUGAUUACAUUAAUAGAGGAUUAAGUCAACAAGAUUAUUCUGGAAAAGUAACUACCACUACUCCUACAAUUACCAGUGCAAAGACCAAAGAAGGUAAUGUUUCUCAAUCAGGCAACACUGCAACCAAUGUCAUGUCUCAUAUAAGUAAUGUGAGCAGCACAACGUCGUCUUCUACAUCCUUCAUCCAAACCAAGACUGAUCCACGUUUGGCACACCCAACAAACAAAGACAACACCACUGAUAGAAGUCUUUCUACUAAGCCCAGAGGUAUUCCAGAGAUCCAGACAGAAAGCUCAACUUCCAAACCUUCCUCUUCACCUACCAAAACAUCUGUCCAAUUAAGCCGCAUUCUCGUGCAGACCACAAAGCCACUGUCCAAUGCCACAGCAUCUGCCAUCAUGGAAUCCUGGUUCUCUGUAUCAUCUGUGCUAACUCCUUCACCCACAGCCUCCCCCACCACUCUCGCUUCAGAGGGACAGGUGAUAGACACCAGUACCAGUGCAUCUGGCUCAGGCCUGUUCCCCGACUCCCAGGAGGGCAUAGAUCAGGAGUGGGACAUGGUUCAAACUUCAACCUCUGGGGAGAGCAUGCUCCCUUACUCGAUGAACGUUAUUGGCAGUGCUUCCCCAUCUAGCUCCUCAGAGGCUGGCCAGAACCCAGACGAUCUGGAUGAACACUCCUCAGCAUUUUAUUUUGAAAGUGAGAGUAGCAAUGCAUUGGGCUUCGAGGUAGGAGACACGACAACGGAAGCAGUAACCUCUGCUUCACAUUGGUCGCUAGGUAGGGAGGAGGGGAGCAGCUCAGGGCAGAGUGAAAGCCUCUACGACAACGAGACAUCUUCUGACUUCAGUAUCUCUGAGCACACAGAAAGGGAGUUGACAGAAGAGGAGCCAGUAGCAGAUGCUAGUAACAGCAGCCACGAGUCGAGAGUUGGUUCAAUCAGGGAACAAGAGAGGAAGGCUGUGGUUCCUUUGGCUGUCAUCUCCACCCUCACCGUCCUCGGCCUGAUUGCUCUCAUCUGUGUUCUCGUCUACUGGCGGUGAGCACAGGGCUUUCCCAGUGAAGGACUUUGUCAAGCAUGUUGCUGAACUUCACCACACUCAAAGCUUCAAACGAGAGUUUGAGAAACUGAAGCCCAGUUACGAGGAGGCACAUAUGUGCACUGUGGACAUAGUGAUGUCUACUGACAACGCAAAUCAUCCAGACAGCAAGACUGAAAACAGACACAGCAACAAUUCGACCUAUGAUGAUACCCAGGUACACCUCUCACUAUUGGCCAACAAAAAAGGAAAAGCAAUGGAUUACAUUAACGCAAGCUACGUGGAUGGUUUUAAGAAGCCACGGUUGUACAUUGCUGCUCAGGGGCCUGUGAGGUCGAGCAUUGAGGACUUCUGGAGGAUGAUAUGGGAGCAGAACAUCUGCAUCAUCGUCUUGAUCAGCAACCUGGUGGAGAAAGGAUGCAGAAUAUAUGAUCAGUACUGGCCACUAGAGGUGCAGGAGGAGUACGGCAGCUUUCUUGUGACUGUGAAGAGCACUAAAGUCCUCGCCUACUACACCCAGAGAACCUUUAUCAUCAGAAAAAUCCAGGUAAAAAAGAGUUCUCAGAAGGGGCGGGCCAAGGAGGGGGCUAAUGAGCGGACUGUGACACAGUAUCAUUACACCCAGUGGCCUGACACUGGCGUUCCAGACUUAGCUCUGCCGUUCCUCUGCUUCAUCCGCAAGUCGUCCAGAGCCAGGACAGAUGACAUGGGGCCACUGAUGGUUCACUGCAGUGCUGGUGUUGGCCGCACGGGCACAUACAUUGUCCUGGACAGUAUGCUGACGCAGAUCCAAAAUGAGGGCUCCGUCAACAUCAUGGGCUUCCUUAAACACAUUCAAACUCAGAGGAAAUGCCUGGUGCAGACAGAGGAACAGUAUGUUUUUAUCCACAAUGCCCUGGUGGAAGCCAUCUUGUCUGGUGAGACAGAGGUGGCAGUGGCUCAACUGCAUACGUACGUGGACAAGCUGAUGACCCCAGGGCCUGAUGGAGGAACAGGGAUGGACAAACAGUUCAAGAUGGUUUGUUACACCAAUCUGAAGCACUGUGACUAUUCCACAGCUCUGCAGGACUGCAACCACAACAAGAACAGGAACUGCUCGGUGAUACCCAUUGAGAGGUCACGAGUGCAUUUGCCGACAACAGCAGGGGAAACAUCAGACUACAUUAAUGCAUCAUAUAUCGCAGGUUACAGGCACACCAAGGAGUUCAUCAUUACCCAGAAACCCUUGCCUGUCACCAUAAAGGACUUCUGGACAAUGAUAUGGGACCACAACGCCCAAGUCAUUUUGUCACUGCCUGGGAUGGAGGAAGAAGCAGAGCCAUUUGUUUUCUGGCCUUAUAAAGGGCAGCUGAUCAGCUAUGAGAUGUUCACUGUCACUCAAAAGAGUGAGACUCAUGUUUGUCUGUCCAACGAGGACCUGCUGGUAGUUCAGGACUACAUACUGAAAGCUACAAAGGAUGACUACGUUCUUGAGGUGAGACACUAUCGUGCUCCCAACUGGCCAAACCCAGACAGUCCCCUCACUUCCACCUUUGAACUUCUCAAACUGAUGAAGGAAGAGAUCCUCACAGAGGACAGCCCUACUGUGGUCCACGAUAAUGUGGGUGGGUUUACAGCAGGACUGUUCUGUGCUCUUUCGUCUCUGACUCGCCAGUUGGAUGCCGAAGCGUCAGUGGAUGUCUUCCAAGUAGCCAGGCUGAUGAAUCUCAUGAGACCUGGAACCUUCAACAACAUCGAGCAGUACCAGUUCUUGUACAAAGCCAUGCUGAGUCUCAUCGGGACACAAGAAGACGAGAAAACUCAGUCCUUUGACGCUAACGGGACCAUCGUGACGGAAACCACCAGCAUGGCUGAAAGCAUUGAAUCCCUGGUGCCAACGAAUAAAUAAAACCAACAAAAAAAUACUACACUUUUACAAAUGAGCAACAGCAUUUCGUCCCUUCCCUGAAACCACCAACAGAGCUGCUAGUGAAUCCAGACUCUUGCUACAAUCACUCAAGAAAUCUUGUCAUUCAAGACUCUGCCUUUUGUAGAUUGAGACUGGUAUGAGUUUCCUCUAUACAGUUUUGUAAUGUGUGCCUUUUUGCUCAUCUUGGAUUUCUAACUGUGAUAUGAGCUGUAGACUAAUUGUUCAAUGUUUUUAAUGCUGUACUGCCCUGAGACUAACUGUCAACGCCAAUCUUAUAUUUAUUGGCGCUGAGCCAAAUGUGGGGAAAAGGGGAAAAGCUGCAUCUUUUGACAUCAAAUGCUAAGGUCAAAGGAAAGACUCUUUGUCAGACUCUUUCAAUAUUGAUUUUGUUAAUGUGUCUUUAACAGAGUACUUGCUCUGUUAAAUGUAAAUUCUGUUUAAAUUGGUGUAGCAUGCUGCAGUCAAAUAUAAAAUAAGGGUAUCGAAUAGUAGAUUAAUGUACUGUAAAUAAUAUUAUAAUAAUACCCUGAAUGGACCAAAUUUCUAUUUAUGCUUUUCACCUUUGCUUUUAUUUUUGAAGGGUUUAAUUCUAAUUGCCUAGCUGCUUUUAUACUAUGGAUUUUGUAACAGUCAUGCAUGGGUACUGACCUUUUUGUUUUUUUGGUUUGUUUUUUAGCUAUAAAGGAAUCGCUGCUGGCUUAUUAGCUAAGGGAUUAAAUAAGGGAAGGAACACCAAAGAGAGCCUGUGAGAGUGUUUUGUUACUGUGUGUUGAACCACAAAUAUACCUGCAAAGAUGCAACAGACACAUGAACUAUUAGAGGUUUGCUCAGAAGUUAGUUAAAUACACCGUUUUGCAUACAAGUGAUGUUGGAAAUUUCCAAUUUAAACAUUUGGUACCAAGAUGAUGUAUUAAGUCCAUUGUAGACAGCAAUUAGCAAAACUGUAGAUUAGCAGAAUGAGUUUCAGCUCAUUAAUAUGCAGCCUUACAGAGAACCAACAGGAGGCAGGUCAAAGGUCACAAGGUCCAGACAAAAGGAACAAAAAUGAGGAGAAACAGCCUUCUGUGAGCCUGACAGGGAAGAGAUGUUACUGAAUCAAGAAACACCGAAAAUGGAGACAUACCCAAUUCCAUUUCUAAUGAUGAUUCUUGUCUGUGGAUUAUACAAUUCCCUUAACAGAGUCAUGGACUAAUCCCUGGUUAUUUCAGUUGAUCUUUGCAUGUGUUAAUCCAGGCUAAGACACUAUAAGAAAUGUGCCUUUUCAGGACAGAAAAUAGGUCAGUGUCCAGACGUAUCCACUUUUUAAUUUGCAUUUUUGACUUUUCAUGAAUACAAACUUAAUUGGUCUCUGCUUGGUGCCCUACUUUAUAUAACUGCCUUUAAAUCAAGAAGGAGCAAAAACGCUGAUCAUCUUUUUCUGAAGAGUUGAGCUCAACUAAUUAAGUGAUCAGAACCAUGUCACAAAUAUAAAGGUCACAAAAAGCAAUACAGGUGCAAAAGUCUGUAUUACGCAAUAACUGUUUUUAAUAUCUUAAAGCUUUGUGCUGACAAAUAUCAGCCAUAAUUGUAAACAUGUACAUACUGUGUAUUGAUGCAAAAGAAAUAGUGUGCUGCAGCCUUUAUCAUCAUUUGGCCUCUUUUGGUGUCAAGAUGAUAUAUUAAGUCCAUGCUAAGCACCAAUUAGCAAAGCGGUAGAUUAGCAGAAUGAUUUUCAGCUCACUGAUAUCCAGCCUUACAGGGAACCAAUGGGAGGUAGAUAAGUAAGUAAUCAAUAAAAAGAUAAGUAAGGGAGAACUAGUGCGUGAAAUGGACAAAUCAAGAGUGUGGAAAGUUCUGAAGAUAACAAGGAAACUGAUUGCAGCUGUAGACCGUCAUAAUUCUCUUCCAUUUGGGUCUGUGGGUGAUAUGUUCCCGUUGUGGUUGGGAAGUGAAGGACUAUAGCAUAAUAACAAUUAUUAUUUUGCUGGUAGUGCACUUCAUUCAUGAUUCAUUUCUAUUGGAAUUUAAUUCAAAUCUUCAUUCUGAGCUUUCUCGUCAAAUUCUAUUGAAUAUAAUGGUAUCCCUAAAAUUCAUAAAAAAAAUCAUCCUGGCUAGUUGACAUUAAAUUCUCAGUGGAUGGAUUCUCAAUUGAUUUAAAUGUUAGCGCAUUUGCAAUUAAAUUACUGCACUGUUUGCACUAAGAUCCAAGCAUUACGAACACCAAGGCCUCAAAGCUACAACACCAAUGAAUAAGGAAAUCUUGUGGAGAAAAGGUCUUCUGCAAAAUGUUGGAAGCUUAAAAAUGCUCAGAAUGAAGGAAAAGAUUCACUUUACCCAAAUACCUUGCAAACAAGAGAAUUCCACCUACCUGCACGGCUUUGCUAUCAACAUGGCUGAAUCCGAUGGAUUCUGUAGUGCUCUAAGCUUAAAAAUAAAAUUUAAAAAAGCUUAAAAAAUAAAAAUGGUCAGUUAUGGAUAUAGUAACAAUCCAACGAAGAAGAAAUAAAAAAAAAAAACAGACUAUUACAUUUAUAAUUGAAUUGUGACAAUCCGAAUCUAUAAAAAAUGAAUGAGAAAUACUUCACAUAAUAAUUUUAUUCAUGCAAUCAUUAUUUUAUAAAGCAAAAUAUCAGAACCAUCUGAUUGUUUUUUACUAAUCAAAUCUUUGAUUAUUGUGAAGGUCAAUCAAAAAGACAAAUAAAAACCAUUUGUUAUUAUUCAGUGUCAUAUUCUUGUUACUAACAGAUUUAACAUGAACACAUGAAACUGAACCACCUUAAAAAUACCAUGUGGUACUUCUAGCUCGCACUACAGAGGACGAGCGACUCUAAAUCUUAAACAUUGCAUAUUGUGGCUCCGUGCACCAUAGGGAACAUGGUAAACCAUUA